GCGAGGGACCAGAAAGAAGGCAGAUAGCAACACAACAUUCUUACACACAAUUUAAGAUAGAAAAUCGAAAAAUCUACAAAAACUAAGAACCAUCCCGAUUGUUUUGGUGUUGAACACCUUUUGGUAGCUCGUAAUAAAGAAAAUUAAACAAAAAUCAAAUUGGAUUUGUCUUGUUUUUGGAGCAAUUUUCUUACUACAAAAAACAAAUCGUACGGAUUACAUAACCUCAAAAGCAAAUAUUGUUGCGUGAAGAGACAUUUACUCCGACUGCCACAAAGUAGAUUUGGUAACCAUGAAUGGGUCCAGUGCAAAUGAGUUGCAUAGCGACAACAAGCCAAAGGAUCGCGACAAUUCAACAGAAGACAAUGGGGUAUUGUUGGAACCACAUGAAAUAAAGCAGGAAGUGACCGUCAAAGAAGAGCCAGAAGUGGAAGAUGACAUCGAUUUGCUCACGGUACCGACAAGUUCUGCCAACGAAUCGACCAUCAAUUCUAGAAACACCGAAUGCACGAGUGGGGUAGGUGAUUUUAUGGAAGUGAAGUGUGAAGUUAAGGUGGAAAAGGAAGCAAACUCAAAAAAGCAUAAAGAUGGAGCAAAGGGACAAAAUGAUGCUGUAAAUUCAACUUCAAAUCGAUCGAAUGGAAAUCCAAAGUUGACAGCAGCCAAUGCAAAGAAAAAUGCGAUCGGAAUGAAGAAAUCGUUCAAAACUGGUGGAAGUUGUAGAAAGGGAAAAGCAAAUGCAUCCAGUACGACACGUAAACAACACAAAUGUCCAUCAUGCGAUUACACUACACCAUAUACGACCAAUUCGAUUAAGCACAUACGCAAGCAUACAGGUGAAAAACCGUAUCAAUGCAAUCGAUGUUCGAAACGAUUUAUUACAAAGCGUAAUCUUCAAUUGCACAUGAGAACACACGUGGCUGAAUUCCCAUUCAGUUGUGCAAAUUGUUUGCAAGGAUUUGAUCAAAAGAUUGACAAGUUGAUACACGAGUUUAGUUGCAACAUUCGCCGCUACAAAUGUCACCAUUGCAAAAAAUACUCCACUUUGAAGAAGACACAUUUGAAGAGGCACAUUCGUAUUCACACUGGCGAAAGACCAUUCCAGUGCAACCAAUGUUCAAAGAAAUUCACGCAAAAAAGUCACUUAAUUUGCCACAAAAAAACUCACACCAAUCCACGUCCAUUGAAGAUCAAGUGUUCGGCUUGUUAUCAAAGCUUUUUAACACAGACUGAAAAAGAAAUGCAUGAACAAAAGUGCCAGUGCAGAGGCUACGAAUGUUAUAUCUGCAAAGUAUUUACCAGCAACCGCAGACAGAAUUUGAAGUAUCACAUGCGAGCAAAUCAUACUGGCGAAAAGACAUUACCAUGUCAAUUGUGCCAAAAAUACUUUUCUCAAAAAGUAAACCUCAAUCGCCACCUGAAAAACGUUCACAAAUGAUCAUCAAUCAAUUCGAAGAAAACAUUUAGUUCAAUAACAAACGAAAUCAUCGGUAAUUAUUGGAUUGCCACCAAAACAAACGAAUUUAAAUUCCAGCAAUUAAAUAAGAUUGUCAAUUUACUCUUUUUCUUUUACAAAUCCUUCACAUGAUUAAAACCACAUAUUUUUUCAUUCAAUUCCAAUUAA
Messenger RNA from Contarinia nasturtii (swede midge), 1624 nucleotides. RefSeq names its product zinc finger protein 182-like. NCBI's taxonomy places the organism in Eukaryota, Metazoa, Arthropoda, Insecta, Diptera, Cecidomyiidae. The transcript has 2 exons. Gene Ontology annotation, biological process: regulation of immune system process; regulation of cytokine production; negative regulation of transcription by RNA polymerase II. The record is from RefSeq and is a predicted model, not a curated record. The coding region runs from base 293 to 1438 and encodes 381 amino acids.